This is a messenger RNA of Pipistrellus nathusii (Nathusius's pipistrelle), 1173 nucleotides long. NCBI's taxonomy places the organism in Eukaryota, Metazoa, Chordata, Mammalia, Chiroptera, Vespertilionidae. The record is from the annotation of a GenBank genome assembly.
AUGAUGUUAAGGGGAAACCUGAAGCAGGUUCGCAUUGAGAAAAACCCGGCUCGCCUGCGUGCUCUCGAGUCGGCGGCGGGCGAGAGCGAGCCUGCGGCCGCCAUGGCCCUCUCUCUGGCCGGGGAGCCGGCGCCCCCCGCGCCCGCGCCCGCGGGGGAGCGCCCGGAGGAGGAGGCGGGCUUCACCAUCGACAUCAAGAGCUUCCUCAAGCCGGGCGAGAAGACUUACACGCAGCGCUGCCGCCUCUUUGUGGGCAACCUGCCCACGGACAUCACGGAGGAGGACUUCAAGCGGCUUUUCGAGCGCUACGGCGAGCCCAGCGAGGUCUUCAUCAACCGCGACCGCGGCUUCGGCUUCAUCCGCCUGGAAUCCAGAACACUGGCUGAAAUUGCAAAAGCAGAGCUGGAUGGCACCAUUUUGAAGAGCAGACCUCUCCGAAUUCGUUUUGCUACACAUGGAGCAGCCCUGACUGUCAAGAACCUUUCUCCAGUUGUUUCCAAUGAGCUUCUAGAGCAAGCAUUUUCCCAGUUUGGUCCAGUAGAGAAAGCGGUUGUGGUUGUGGAUGAUCGCGGUAGAGCUACUGGAAAAGGUUUUGUAGAAUUUGCAGCGAAACCUCCUGCACGAAAGGCUCUGGAAAGGUGUGGUGAUGGGGCAUUCUUGCUAACAACGACCCCACGUCCCGUCAUUGUGGAACCAAUGGAGCAGUUUGAUGAUGAAGAUGGCUUGCCAGAGAAGCUAAUGCAGAAAACUCAACAAUAUCAUAAGGAAAGAGAACAGCCACCACGUUUUGCUCAGCCUGGGACGUUUGAAUUUGAGUAUGCAUCUAGAUGGAAGGCUCUUGAUGAAAUGGAGAAGCAGCAGCGUGAGCAGGUCGACAGAAACAUCAGAGAAGCCAAAGAGAAGCUGGAGGCAGAAAUGGAAGCAGCCAGGCAUGAGCACCAGUUGAUGUUGAUGAGACAAGAUUUAAUGAGGCGUCAAGAAGAACUCAGACGCCUGGAAGAACUCAGAAACCAAGAGCUGCAAAAACGGAAGCAGAUACAACUGAGACAUGAAGAAGAACAUCGUCGUCGUGAGGAAGAAAUGAUUCGACAUAGAGAACAGGAAGAACUGAGGCGACAGCAAGAGGGCUUUAAGCCAAAUUAUAUGGAAAAUGAUGGAAUAACACAUGGAUGA